Messenger RNA from Solanum tuberosum (potato), 687 nucleotides. RefSeq lists its product as uncharacterized. The transcript has 2 exons. Lineage: Eukaryota; Viridiplantae; Streptophyta; Magnoliopsida; Solanales; Solanaceae. The coding region runs from base 1 to 687 and encodes 228 amino acids. The record is from RefSeq and is a predicted model, not a curated record.
AUGGGGUCGAGUACGCCGUGUUGCAUCCGGGGUAUAACCUCGGGUCGUGACACUGGUGGUGCUACUGGUGGAAGUGGUGGUGCAACUACUUUAGCAGCUUCUACAGGUGUAACUGCUGGUGGAAGUAGUGGUGCAGCUACUAAAAGACCAGUCACUACUCUAGCAACUUCUAGAGGUGCAACUACUGCCACAACAUGUUAUGAUGGAAGUGGUGGUGCAGCUACUAAAAGACCAAGCACUACUUCAGCAAAUUCUGGAGGUGCAACUACUGCUGCAACAACUACUGGUGGAAGUGCUGCAAAUAUUUCUGUAAAUUUUGCAAGUGUUGCUCAACCAACAAGUCAAUUUAGUACUCAACAGUCAACUACUAGUGCUAGUGGCUCAAAGAGGAGUAGCAACGUUAAAAGAGGUGGUGCAAAUCUCGAAUAUAAAAGGCCAAGAACAGAGAAGCCAAGAACAGCUGGUUUUGGUGUGCUAUUUGGACCAAAUAGUGUGAUAGAGAGGUCUGGAACUACUGAUAGAGUGUUACAUUGUGCUACAUUGAAGAGUUCAGUGUCUACCAAUAUCGAUCUUGGUUACAAACCCAAUGGACUAAGGUGGAAGGGUGGAUCUGCAGUUAUUCAAAGGCUACAAGAACAAAGUUACAAACGAGCCACUCAGUUCACACCAAGCACUCAAGACACAUAA